CGAUCUUGGCGAAAAAAACGCAAACUUUACAGCGAUUUGCAUAACUUGAUGUUGCUAAAUUGCACGAUAAUAGUUUAUCUCAGAAUUAUGUGAAACUAAAGUGCGCACCCAUCGGCAACGUUGUCAAACAAACGUCAAAUGGUUUAACAAGUUGCACGAAGCAACGCAAACACAUUGGAAAGUCCGACUACUUCCAUAGCUCUUAUAUAUUAUUAUUUGAUUGACUGUUUACCAAGUGAAAUGAUUUGAGUUUGGACUUCAUUUGCGGCGCAAAUUUAGUUUUUCUUUUAAAUUUUUAUGCAAGAAAAACUAUCCGAAAUGGUGAGUCUUUGAACAAAAACGCCCCCAUUCAAUAAAAUAUCGUCACAGUAUAAACAAUUUGGUGAAAGUCUUACAAAAAAAAAAAUCGAACCUUUGAGGUUAUGAUGGAUAAAUAUACAGUUGAUUUAGAUAAGGUUUUAAAUGAUUUUGAGUACAGUGAGUUAACAGCUGACAGUCAGGUUACAACUCCUAGUGUUUCAGUUGAGAGCCGAAAACAUAUUGGGCCAACCAAACAUUCAAUGAAUAAUGUUUUCAGUAGUUUAAAUGAAUAUUUAAACACUGGAAAGUUUGACACAGCUGAAGCCAAACAGGAUCGAUACCAAACAUCAAGCAUUCAUCAGACUACAAAAGCUUCAUCAGGAAAUGAUGAGCAUUAUACCAAUUGGAAGCAGAUUGCUAAUGAAUCUACAGCAGCAUGUCAAAAUGAGAGUGUGGUAAAAUCAGAGCAAAAUUUUAAAGAAGUAUUGGUUGAACCUACUGUAGCAGAAAGUGUAGUAAAAUGUGAUGAAGUUAAGUCUGAAGAUUGUAAGAAUAAGUCUGAUGGAAGUUUUGUUGAUUUGGAUGUAAAGAGUUGUAUAAAGAGUGAAGAAUCCGAAAAUGCCUCAACACUUAAUUUAGUUCAGAUUUGUGAUAACAAGAACAUAAUAGAAACAAGUGAAAUUCAAUCUGAUAAUGAAAUCUCUGGAUGUAAACCAGAUUUUGAUGUAAUAAGUAAACCACAUAAUGUGAUUAACAAUUAUAUGGAAGAUUAUUGCUUAAUUAAUGAAGUAAAUACUGUUGAUGAGCAACAGGCACAGAAAGAUGAGUUGGAAGAAGAUAAUAUAGAUAAACCAGUGUUAAAUGAUUUGAAGUCUACAGAUGUUGUGGAUACUGCAAUUGAUGAGUCAUAUGAGGUUGAAAUUAUACAUGAUAGUGAUCUUAGCAAGGAUAGUCAAUUAAGUGAUAAUAAUUGUAACGCAAAUACUGAAAUCGUCGAUGAUAAUAAUAUAAUACAAGAUAGUGACGUCAGCAUAAAAGAAGCAGAGAUACCGUUAAAAGAACAAGAAACUGCUGAUUCUGAAAGUAUUCCUAAUGAUUUAGCAUUACAUAAUGAGGUUGUUGAGGAUAUUAAUAAUCAAGAAGAGUUGAACAUACAAGAAUGUACUGAAUGUGUAGACAAUACUAAUAAUAAUAAUCCAGUAUGUUUCAAUAAUUCUCUGGAUAUCGACGACGAAGAACUUCAAAAUUAUCUAGAUAAAAUUGAAGAAGAGUUCGGCCAGGAAAACGUUAAAACAGAGGAAGUGGUGAAUACCGCAGAGCCCGAACAAGUUCCGGAAACCGCGAAGGAACCUAAUAUAUCAGAGGAGGGAAACGCGAAUAGGCCAAAUAGUUUGGAUAUUGAAAAACGGGAGAUCAAUCUUAUUGGAAACCCAGGGUCAACACCAUAUAACAAUCUAUACGUGUCCAAGGAAAUUUCUGAAGAUUAUGAUGAAUCCACUACCUCCUCAUCUGUAUCUCCAGCAUUCUCAGAUGCGUCAACUGGUUCUGUCAGGUCCACAGAUACAACUACUGAUGAGGGUGUGAAGGAUAUUGCUGUUGCUGAAGGUGAGGAAGCUGCAGCGAAACCUACUGAAGAAGAAUCUCGAGCUGCUGAUCAUAUGGACGACAUUUACAUUGAUAUAGAUAAAAUCAAUAAUAUGAUAAAUCCAACAGAAGGCGAAGCAAGCGCGAGCGCUGCUUCAACGUCUGAAACUCAAGAACUUGAAAAUCCAGACGCUUGGCUAGGAAAGCGGGCUCCGGUAUGGGUUCCAGAUGAUUUAGCUCUCCACUGCCUUCACUGUAAUAUGAAGUUUACUGUUAUCAAGAGACGGCAUCAUUGCCGAGCUUGCGGAUUUGUUCUGUGCUCCAAAUGCUGCAAUUCUAAGCACCGCUUGGAAUAUUUGGAUAUGGAAGCUAGAGUUUGCACUCGAUGCUAUGAUAUUCUAUCUAAAUUACAAAAUGAGACAACAAUCAACGACGUGAACAGUGAUAAUAGUACACGGAAUAAUAAGCCCAAUCCUAAUAACCCAAUGGAAUAUUGUUCUGUUGUACCACCUUUACAACAAAUUGCUGCAGGUGGCGGAGAUGCCAAUCCCCCAUCUGUGAUGGUACCUGUUGGCGUUUUGAAGAGGAAGGGCUCAAACAAAGCUAAACAUAAUAAAAGUGUAAUGUUUUGCGACGGAAUUAAACCUGGUAGCGACUUAACUAAUUUGGAUAAUGACUUCAAUUAUAACGGACUUGAAUCGAAGCCGCAACAGGCCUCUUCCUCAAAGAAACCGCAAUCGAUUGUUUUGCCCAAAGCUAAUAGGAAUGUACCGGCUCUUGAGCCUAAGAGCAACAGUUUUAUUGCGGAGAAUGAGAGCUGCUUACCUCCAACAGUGACUACAUUUAAAUCAGAUAUAUCUUAUACGGAAUGCGCCAACAACGUGAACGUUGUUGAAAUGUUAAAGAAUGAGACUUUAACAUUCGCUAUUCAGCGAAAUCUGCAUGUGCAUGUGCGACUUAUAUCGAUGGAUUGUUGCGUCAACAAACAGGCUUGGUGUUUCUCGACGGAGGGUUUGAUCUCUGUAGGUCAAGACGAAAUUGUUAUUCUUUUAGAAUACAUGGAAGGAGAACGAUCAGUACCUAAAGACGUUUUCUAUCACUUGAAUAACAUUUACAAUGAUGCCGUUAAAGGUACUACAGUUGGGGAAUUGGGAUUAAGUAUACAUCCAACGACAAACUUUUUGGAUUCAAAGAAUCACGCGGGCUUCAUAUUUAUACGUCCCACGUUUCAGUGUUUGCAGAAUGUCAUUAUACCAAAAGAAUCAUAUUUGAUUGGUAUUUUGGUGCAUCGUUGGGAAACGCCCUGGGCUAAGAAUUUCCCGCUCCGAUUAGUUCUUAGAUUAGGCGCCGAAUACCGAUAUUAUCCGAGCCCGAUCAUUUCCACUCGGCACAGAGACAGUGUCUUUGUGGAAAUUGGACACACAAUCAUAAAUUUACUUGCCGAUUUUAGACAAUUCACAUAUACGCUUCCAAGUAUAAGAGGUCUGACCAUUCACAUGGAGGAUAAGAACACAACGGUCACGAUACCAGUGAAUCGAUACGAUCAAGUUAUGAAGAGCAUUAGCAAUUCUAGCGAGCACAUUUUAGCUUUUGGUGGAAACUUCAGUUUGGAAGCUGAUUCUCAUUUAGUUUGCAUACAAGACACUAACGGAAGCAAUGAGAAUAAUUACACGACGCAUGCAAUCAAUAUACAGAAUAAACCCAGGAAAGCUCUUUCAGUUACUGGUACUAGUUUUAUCGUGUUUAACGGAGCUUUGAAGUCGUCAAGUGGAUUAACUGCCAAAUCGAGUAUAGUGGAAGAUGGUCUGAUGAUACAAAUACCACCUGAACACAUGAUUCAGGUUCGAGAAAAUUUGAAGGAGAUGAAAAAUCACACCAUUCACUGUGGAUGCGUUAACGCCGAUUCUGACGAAUCUGUGAGCAUCAUUUGGGGAGACCGAGAUACAAAUUUCAAUAUUGGGGUUAAGUCAUCAAUAGAUGAUCAAUCUUUAGCCGGUGUCCCUUCAAUACGAGUUCACAAUGGUAAAAACUUUUCGCGCAACAGUGGCGAAAGAAUGAUCAGGUGGACUGAAGUAUUCCUUCUACAGAGCGGCGAGGAAAAUGCACGGACCCAAGAUCCAAUCGACGUUUCGAAAAUAGCAGAAAGUAUUUCCAAAGCAACUUGUCUAGCUCUGGUUAAAUAUUUGAAUCUAUUAGCGACAAACAACUUUUAUAAAAUUGGUAUUAGAACCACAUUACACAUUGAUAAUGUCAGUUACAGCGCAGGUAGCAAUGGCAUAAAACUGCCACCCAUCUACAUGAAGAGUUUAGAUAAUGAGCUGGUCCCAGUAUUGCACAGAAUUACUUCAAACAACCUAGGCGAAAGUGCAAUUAUCCUCGAGCUAGUUUUCCGUAUUCUCAACGUAUGAUAAUCAUAGCAAAAUAUUAUAUAAUUGACAUUCAAAUUAUGCACUACUUACGUUUUUUUAUUAUUAUUAUUAUUACUGUAAUAUUUAUUUUAUCUCUACGCAUAUUUUAAUCACUUGAAUUAUACAUAUUGCUGUUAUAAGGAUUCUAAAUAGAAGUCACAAAAUUCAAACUAUAAUUU
This is a messenger RNA of Nicrophorus vespilloides, 4471 nucleotides long. RefSeq names its product zinc finger FYVE domain-containing protein 9 (gene Sara). Gene Ontology annotation, molecular function: metal ion binding. The transcript is spliced from 11 exons. Bases 423 to 4292 code for a protein of 1289 amino acids. Gene Ontology annotation, cellular component: early endosome membrane. The record is from RefSeq and is a predicted model, not a curated record. Gene Ontology annotation, biological process: endosomal transport. Lineage: Eukaryota; Metazoa; Arthropoda; Insecta; Coleoptera; Silphidae.